AUGGAGCUGGGUGUCCAGACCUGCAUCCAAGCUGGGUCCUGCUGCCCCACCAACCUCACCCUGUCCCCGCAGGAACGCUCAGGCACACAUUGGGUCGUGCACUGGGGAGGACACGGGGGAGCACACUGGGGAGGACACGGAGGAGGACACGGAGGAGGAGGAGGACACGGAGGAGGACACGGAGGAGGACAUGGUGGCGGACACAGGGGAAAACCCUGGGGCUCGCACUUCGUGGCAAACUGCGGAGCGCAACGAUCAAUGCAGGGCUGCAGGCACUCAGCGCCCUUCUUCCCCGAACCAAUUGCCACGGCCGACUCUAACGAGCCAGAGAGCUCAGCUGACUCCGUGGAGCCCACGAUGGUUUCCUGCGGGUAG
Messenger RNA from Tauraco erythrolophus (red-crested turaco), 375 nucleotides. The record is from RefSeq and is a predicted model, not a curated record. NCBI's taxonomy places the organism in Eukaryota, Metazoa, Chordata, Aves, Musophagiformes, Musophagidae.